AUGACUGAUCGUCGGAUUUAUAGAAAGGAUCAAAUUAGUGAGCUGCCAAGAAAUAUCAUAGAAGGUAUCCUUGAGCGGAUGUCCAUAAGAGAUGCAGCAAGAACAAGCAUCUUGUCAACCAAGUGGAGGAGUAUUUGGACUACAAUUUCGCAACUCAAGCUUGGUAAUCAGUUUUUCAAAGACACCCUCAAGGUUAAACCAAUAGUCAAACAUGAACUUGUGAGUGUAGUUGAGAAAAUUCUCUUGCUUCAUGACAGCCCCAUACCGAUGUUUCUUUUCUGCAUUCCAAGAAUACAAUUUGAUUGCAGUGCAGAUAUUGAUCGUUGGAUUCUUUUCCUUUCGAGGAAUGGUAUCAAGGACUUAACUCUUGUUAAUAAUUCAGAUAAUGAACCCUUUUGCAUUCCUAGAUUGACCAUCAAACAUUGCACUGGUAUUGGCAAUCUCAAUAUCCAAGCUCCAAAGCUCAAAAGGCUACGUGUACAACUCAAUAGUGAGAUACAAUCAAUAUGUUUUACGAACACCCAAAAUCUGAGUUACGUCGCUAUCAUAUUUGGUUUAACAAUGGGAAGUCCCAAGAGUGUUAAAACACCCAAUGUGGUUAGGUUUCUUGGUGACUUCCCUAGAAUUGCAGAGCUAAAUUUGGAUGGCUUUUUUAUUAAGAUUUUGGCUGCAGGUGGAUUUCCCCAUAAGCUUCCGACCACAGCUAACCUUUUGAAGUUUAAAGUUUUAUUUAUGUUUAGUGGAAGAGCAAGUCUUUUUCCUAUGGUAUGGUUAAAGAUCCUCAUUGCAAUGGCUUUGGAGGAAUGGAUUAAAAACCCUGCCUUUUCUGUUAAGUGCUUGACAAUGUCCUUAUACAAUUUGUUGCCAUUUGCAUCAAAGAUUUUGGCUGCAGGUGGAGUUCCCCAUAGGCUUCCGACCACAGCUAACCUUUUGAAGACUAAUUGGUUUUGCAUAAUGGUAUUAUCUUCACAGACUUGCAUAAUAAUGGUGAGGAACGAUGAAGAACUGGUUCUAAAUCGUCUGGAAGCGCCAAACUGCAUGGAUCGAAUGCUGGACAAACUUCAAUCUGUGAAGAUAAGUUAUGUCAUGGGUUUGAAGCCUGAACUUCUUUUCAUCAAGCUUCUGUUAGCCCGCUCACCAAUUCUAGAAGCAAUAUUCAUUCAGCACAGUGUAGAAGUUGAUUUCGAAAAAGGGUUCGGUAUCUCAAAAGAGUUGGCACGGUUUCCUCGGGUGUCACCAAAAGCAGCAAUAAUAUACUAG
Molecule: messenger RNA, 1260 nt
Organism: Camellia sinensis
Lineage: Eukaryota; Viridiplantae; Streptophyta; Magnoliopsida; Ericales; Theaceae
Source: RefSeq, a predicted model, not a curated record